Messenger RNA from Argentina anserina (silverweed cinquefoil), 3349 nucleotides. RefSeq lists its product as uncharacterized. The transcript has a single exon. Lineage: Eukaryota; Viridiplantae; Streptophyta; Magnoliopsida; Rosales; Rosaceae. The coding region runs from base 27 to 557 and encodes 176 amino acids. The record is from RefSeq and is a predicted model, not a curated record.
UAUAACUUAGCCUGGUGUACGUAGCUAUGAGAACUCUGAUCUUUCACUCCCAUCUUUCUCAAUCUUCUCCAUGGAAGCUCAAAACCUCAGCCCCCCACCCCACAAGCCUCCAAAACCAAACACUCCCCAAAAGGACGCAUCAUCAUAUUCAACCACAUGCCAAUUCAAAAGGGUUUGGCAACAACCCACCAGCCACCAUGAAAGAAAAACCCACAAGCAAAAACCCUAAAAAUGAUGAUGACGAUGAGGAGAUUCCGCAAGUCGUAACGGAGAGGAUGCUGGUGAGGAUAGUGGCGGCAGUCGGGCUUCCCCUGGCUACCGGCAUAGCUUUUUUGAACGUUUUUCAAUACAUCAAGGAGAGGAACUUGUGGGAUGUGCCGGUUUGGCUUCCAUUCUUGACGACGUUGUUAACUUUUGGGACUUCAGCAGUUGGGAUUGCGUAUGGGGCUUUGUCUACGAGUUGGGAUGCAGAGAAGAAGGGUUCCCUUCUUGGUUUUGAAGAAGUUCAGAAGAAUUGGGUUGAUAUGUGGAGGGAGGAAGAUGAGGGUAGUUCAUAGAUGUUGCAAUUUUUCAACUGAUGCAUAUUGAUCAUCAUAAUGAUUAAGCAUUUUCUACGGUACCAUAUACAUUGACAUAGUUGUCCCAUAACAUAGUUAAUUUUUGGUCAUUAUUCAUUAUUAUUGCUUUUGAACUUGUAUGCUGUGUAUAGUCUCCACUUAUGCAGAUCGAUUCCGUUAACAAAUUGUUUCUUGAAAGAUAGGCUUAUAAUCAUGAAUGUGCUAGUGCUACGCACUUAGAUAUCUUUUGGGGGAAGCAAACAUGUUUAACAAAGUGCCUCGAAAGAGCAGCAUCAGAUAUUCAAAUUGACAUUCUUUUGGGCAACGUACGUGACUUGAAAAAAAAAUUGAACUUUUUCAAGUUAUGUGUAUAGAAGAGAGACAAAUUGGAUGUUCGAUUCUAUCACAUUUCUCUUCACUUUAAUAUACUAAUUAAGUUACACAAAUAAGUUAUGUACUAAUCGUUGCCCUUGGGGCGGUGGGGCGUUACUGUUGUAGUUGAGGUUAUGAGAUUCACAUUCAAAAGCUAAUUCCAACUCCAUUGCAAAUGGGGUUUUCGUGAUAUUCAGGAUUUUAAUCAGGCAUUAUUGGCCAAACAAGGUUGGCGUUUACUUUCUAAUCCUUCAGCACUAUGGGUUAGGCUUCCCAAAGCUCGAUAUUUCCCUCUGGAUGACUUCUGGACUGCUAGGAAAGGAUCGUCUCCGUCAUGGUUAUGGUCAAGUUUAUUGUUUGGAAGGGAAAUUCUGGCAACAUCUUCGGCCUUGCAGAUUGGUAAUGGGGUUAAUGUACUGAUUGGAACUCGAAUUGGCUUCCUCAUCUUUCCGGAUAUGAGAUUGCACCCUUUGGUUCAUGUAAACUCUUCGCUUAUGGUUCAUUCCCUCGUUGAUUGGCAUUCUAGAACUUGGCAGCUUGACUCUAUUUCUUCUAAUAACUCCUGCAGAGAAACUUGUAAUUCAAGCUAUUCCUUUGCUUUCACAAUCUUCUGCAGCUGAUUUGGCCGUUGGAAAAAUCUGGAUGUUUUCCUCCUAAGCCAAAUUGGAUUCCUCCCUUGCCCGCUCAGAUCAAAAUCAACUCAGAUGCGUCUUGGUCUUUGGAUGGGGUUGAUAUUGGAUUAGUGGCUCGUGACUCAUCUGGUACUCUGAUUUCUGGACAGGCUGCAGUCACUUUUGCUUCUAUUCCUCCAGUUGCAGAAGCUUUGGCUUUGGUUUAUGCAGUGAAGCUGGCACUUACCUUGCCGGCAUCUCAUGUUAUCUUUGAAUCAGACUCUUCCCAACUUGUUAAGCUCCUUAAUGAUUCUACUUUAUGUGCGGAUUGGACUGUGUUGCCCAUUCUAGAUUUUAUUAGAGCUUUAACAGUUGAUCUUCCUUCGUUUAGCUGGGGUUGGACCAGCAGAGAGGCUAAUCGUGUCGCUGAUAUGGUUGCUCGCUUGGCUCGCCGGAAGGAGUGUGCACCGGAUUGGUUCCGGUUACCACCUCCCUCUUUAUCUUCUUUACUUUGCAUGACAUUUCUGGAGUUUAGUAUAGUUGCUCUGUAACUCUGUUUUUGGUUGUUUUAAUGCAUUACUCAGUUCAGAAAAAAAAAACUCCAUUGCAAAUGAAGUUACUUGUACAGUUGUACCACACUACUAACAAGCAUGCUUCAAUUCGAAAUAAUUAAGUUGACGUUGACUUGCACGUACAGCACAGGGUUCCACAAACAUAUAUGAUUCAAUCAAUCAGGUUAAAACUUUAUUAAACUAGUCUAAAAGCGUCUAUAUCGAUGAUCACUUAAGUAUACUUAAUUGACAUAAUUGAUAUUCGUAUUAUCGUAUAUCAUAGGGGUAGGUUGAUUUGUAAUUAAUCUAACUUGUAAAAUUACUAAAAUAAGAUAUGUUUAGAUCUGAAGCCUCAUCAACAUGUUACACAUGGAUUGAUGUAAUCAUCUUCCUAAUAUUAUACUUACACACAUACAAUCGAUGCUUCUAAAUUUAAUCGUUUAAAAUUAGCAUAUAUAACGAUUAACGACACAUAUAUAUGUACUAAUCACUGAUCGCCGAUCCUACUAUCUAGCUAAGCUCCAAGUGGUUUUUGUUUGUUUAGUAAAUCUGUGGUGUUAAUUAUAGCUCUAUACAACUUGAUUACAUCAGCUAAAUUAACUUAGGUUGGAUAACAAUUGACGAGUUAAUUGAUAAACAAACAGAUAAACCAAAAUGUCUGCAGACUGCAGUAGUUUCUUUCAGCAGCAGAAUCAGCACCCAGUUAAUGAAUCCAAACCAUGAGAAGGACUUACCUAGCUCACUAACAGACUUAUCUAACCGACCGACCAAAACGCAGACGAUCGACGACGUUGUACAUUCUUAUGCUGACGUGAAACUGUGAAAGGUAGAAACCCUAGAAUUAUUCAAGUCAUAUUAACCAAUUAUCUAGUUUAAAAAGCACAAAGAAAAUCCUAAUAGUUCCUUUGCCAAUCGAUCCAGUGAGGCGUUUGUAUUUGUAAAUAAGCAAAGUCUUAAUCAACGCUAUUAAGAAUUGAGCAAAUCAAGCUAGGCCUAUCUUAUUCUCGUUGUUUUGGGAUCAAGUCAUCAUGUCAAGUUGAAUUUUUAUAUACAUUCCAAUCUUUAGGGUUUAGAAAAUUAAUAUUUUGGUGAAAUGGACAUGAGUCUUCAACUUCCACCGUUCCACGUCGAUAAUAGUCAUCUGAUUAAGAUAAGAUCACUUGUUUAUUUCAGGCAAAAUAAAACUUUAGCAAAAUGAGUAAAUUGCUACAGACCUCUUAAUGCACUUCUAGAACAUAACAUAGAUAUUACCUCCCCU